Messenger RNA from Lucilia sericata (common green bottle fly), 1862 nucleotides. RefSeq lists its product as uncharacterized. The record is from RefSeq and is a predicted model, not a curated record. Bases 204 to 1319 code for a protein of 371 amino acids. The transcript has 5 exons. NCBI's taxonomy places the organism in Eukaryota, Metazoa, Arthropoda, Insecta, Diptera, Calliphoridae.
AAUUAUUAGUGCUUGCCAACGCCGUUCUUAAUUCUUGUCUGCGCAGAUCUUUGCAUUGUUAAUUCAAAAAAAAAAGAUUACAAUAAUAUUCCCAGCGGUUUUACAUUUGCAUAAUACAUUAUUGUUGUCUGAUAAAUAAAAAAAUAAGUAAUAAAAAGAAAAGUUUAAGGUUUCCUAAAUCAAAAAAGUAAAGAAAAACAGCAAUGUCGGAAAAACCAACAGUUUUAUUAUUGGGAGGUUGCGGUUUCAUUGGACGCAAUUUAUUAACGUAUUUAGUGGAGAAUGAUUUGUCACAGGAAAUACGUGUAGUUGAUAAAACGCCUCCACAGAUGGCCUGGCUGAAUACAAAACAAUCGAAAGCCUUUGACAACGAAAAAGUUGAAUUUUGCAGUGCCAAUCUGAUAAAUCAAAAUUCCUGUAAAAAUGCUUUUGCACCACACCCAACAACUGGUCGUUCGUGGGAUUUGAUAUUUAAUUGUGCCGCUGAAACUCGUCCCAAUCAAACAGAUGCCGUUUACAAGGAGGGCAUUCUAAAAUUGAGUCUUAACUGUGCCAAUGAAGCCGUAAAUAUUAAGGCUCAGCGUUACAUUGAAUUUAGCUCGGGAUGUGUAAACAGCUCUGAAAAGUAUGCCUUAAAAGAAGAUUGCAAACAUGAUCCCUGGACAGCUGUUGCAAAAUAUAAACUAAAAGUUGAAAAAGAAUUACAGGCAAUGGAGAACUUUGAUUAUACUGUUGUACGUUUGCCGGUUGUAUAUGGUUUUGGUGAUAAGCGUUAUUUGAUGCCACGUAUCAUAAUUGCCGCCAUUUACAAACAUUUAAAUGAGACUAUGAAACUCUUAUGGAAUGAUGCUAUGAGAAUAUCAACAGUACAUGUUGAUGAUGUUAGUGCUGCCGUUUGGGAUUUGGCUACAAGUCCGAAGGCUAAACGUGAGACGUAUAAUAUAGUUGAUGACGCUGAAUCUACACAGGGGACGAUUAGUGAUAUAUUAGCUGAAAUAUUCUCCAUUAAUAUUGACUACUUUGGCAUAGUAAUGUCAAAUCUUACUAAGCUAAGUCUUUCCGACACCGUAAGCGAAAUUAACGAUAAACAUUUAUCGCCAUGGGCGGAAAUUUGCCAACAAAAUGGUUUAACCAAUACACCACUCACACCAUAUUUGGACGAAGAGCAGUUAUAUCAUAAGCACUUGAAUUUGGAUAAUACGAAACUAAAAGAAUUUGGCUAUCAAUUAAAACAUCCCAAAGUUACUACUGAUCUUGUCAAGGCCAUGGUAGAUGAUUAUAUUGAACAGAAAUUAUUUCCUAAAUCAUUAAUUUUCUAAAGUGUUGGCAACACCAUCAUCUCGAUACUCUGAUAUAUUAGUUAGGAAUUUAAUAGGAGUGCUGUGCUAGAAUCGAUAGACUGCACCUCGUUUUUGUGGGUUACAAUUAAUUUUUUUAUAUUAGAUAUUUUUUUAAAAAGACAUUUGAAUAUUAUAUAUAGAUAGGUAUACACAUUUAUGAAAAAAAACACUUUUCUCUUAAAAGUAGAACUAGUUGAACGGAAAAAUUGCCACAAAGUAUAUUAUUUGGAUAACAACUUUACGUUCAAUUAGUUGUGACUUAACUCAAUAUAUUUUCUUUAAAAAAAUUGUAUGUAUUAAAAAUUUUUAUAUGAUUGUACCUAUUUGGCUUUUUCCAAACUACAACUCUAUAACAAACCUCUUCCCUCCCUUAAAGUGUACUUAUAGUAUUAUUGUUGUCAUGAAUGUAUUAUUUUCAAAAAUAUUGAAUUAAAAGCGCCUCUGUAAUUUGAUAUUUAAAAUAUUAUUUUGAUAUUAACGCUUUAUUUCAAAUAAAUGAUAUUAAAAAUUAUUAAAUUUAAA